Messenger RNA from Miscanthus lutarioriparius, 1458 nucleotides. Lineage: Eukaryota; Viridiplantae; Streptophyta; Magnoliopsida; Poales; Poaceae. The record is from the annotation of a GenBank genome assembly.
AUGGCGCCGCCCGCGCUGGUGCUCCUGCCGGAGUGGGGCUCCGGCCACCUCAUGUCCAUGCUCGAGUCCUGCAAGCGCGUCCUCCUCAGCGGCGGCGGCGGCAAGGCCUUCUCCAUCACCCUGCUCGUCAUGCGCCCGCCCACCGCCGAGGCCACCUCCGAGGUGGAGGCGCACGUGCGCCGCGAGGCCGCGUCCGGGCUCGACAUCCGCUUCCACCGCCUCCCCGCCGUGGAGGCGCCCUCGGACGCCGUCGGGGUCGAGGAGUUCAUCGCGCGGUACAUCGGCCUCCACGCGCCGCACGUCCGCGACGCCGUGGCCGCCAUGGCGUGCCCCGUGGCCGCGCUCGUGCUCGACAUCUUCGCCGCGCCCCUGGUGGACGUGGCGCGGGGCCUCGGGGUGCCGUCCUACGUCUUCAUGUCGUCCACGGGCGCCCUGCUCGCGCUCAUGCUGCACCUGCCCGUGCUCCAUGAGUCCGUCCCCGUGGAGUUCGACGAGGUGGAAGGGGAGGUGGAGGUGCCGGGCCUGCCGCCAGUGCCGCCGGAGUCCAUGCCGUGCCCCGUGGUGGACAAGAAGAGCCCCAACUACGCCUGGUUCUUGCGCCUCGGCGAUCGCUUCAUGGACGCCACGGGGAUCAUCGCCAACACCGCGGACGAGCUCGAGCCGGGGCCCCUAGCGGCCGUCGCCGGAGGCCGGUGCGUGCCCGGUCGCCCCGCGCCGCCGGUGUACCCGAUCGGCCCCGUGCUGUCGCUCGGCGACCGCUCGCCGUCUCACGAAUGCGUCGCGUGGCUGGAUGCUCAGCCGCCGGGGUCAGUGGUGUUCCUCUGCUUCGGGAGCAUGGGCUGGUUCGAUCCGCCGCAGGUGGUGGAGAUCACGGCGGCGCUCGAGCGGUGUGGCCACCGCUUCCUGUGGGUCCUGCGGGGCCCACCUUCGGACGCGUCCGGCGCCGGCGCCCCGGACGGGUCGGAGCACCCGACGGACGCGAAUCUCGACGAGCUCCUCCCGGAGGGGUUCUUGGAGAGGACCAAGGGCAAGGGUGUGGUGUGGCCGACGUGGGCGCCGCAGAAGGACAUCCUGGCGCACCCCGCCGUCGGCGGCUUCGUGACGCACGGCGGCUGGAACUCCGUGCUGGAGAGCCUGUGGCACGGCGUGCCGGUGGUGCCGUGGCCGCUCUACGCGGAGCAGCACCUGAACGCGUUUGAGCUGGUGGCCGACAUGGGCGUGGCCGUGCCGCUCAAGGUGGACAGGAAGCGGGACAACUUCGUGGAGGCCGCGGAGCUCGAGCGCGCGGUGCGGUCCCUGAUGGACGCCGACGGCGAGCAGGGGAGGAGGGCGAGGGAGAAGACCGCGGAUAUGAAGGCCGUGUGCCGGAAGGCCGUGGAGGAGGGCGGGUCGUCGCACGCAGCGCUGCAGAGGCUCGCCGAGGCGCUCCACCACGGCGCGGUGAUACCCAAGAAGUGA